Molecule: messenger RNA, 108 nt
Organism: Colletotrichum aenigma
Lineage: Eukaryota; Fungi; Ascomycota; Sordariomycetes; Glomerellales; Glomerellaceae
Exons: 1
Coding region: 1-108 (35 amino acids)
Source: RefSeq, a predicted model, not a curated record
AUGGAUCGGCAUCUAUCGACUCUGCUUCAGCCCUAUUGCCAAGUUCCCUGGUCCGAAGCUGGCCGCCCUGACCGGCCUGUACGAAGCAUACUUCGAUCUCGUCCCUAA